AUGUUUGCCCAAAUUAAAACAGGUUUGGAAAAUCUGGCACUGCCCCGGAGUGACUUUACAAUAUCUAAAAUCCUAUAUCUUGAUGUAGACUUCCAUACUCUACGGUUAACGAGAGGUUCACCCAUCCCUGCAUCCCUGCAUCAUGAUGAGAUUAAAAAAGAUCCACAAAGAAUAAGCAAGCUGAAGCAUCAUGUAGACCUUUAUAAUUGGGAUGGUAUAGAGUUCCCAACAAGUAUCAAAUCCAUAUACAAAUUUGAGGCGAAUAACCCCGACAUUGUGGUAAAUGUUCUGUAUAUAGAUGGAAAGAGAAUCAACAUCCUACGUCGAUCAGUACAUAACGGGCGUACCAAGGUGGUGACCCUAUUGCUGAUCACCAAUGAUAAAAAGACCCACUAUACGGCAGUCAAAAGCCUGUCCAGGCUCCUGGGUAAGGAGACUUCAAAGAAUAGGAACCCAAUGCACUUCUGCCUUUCAUGUCAACAGGGUUUUCCCACGGCUGAAUCGAGGGACAAGCACUAUAGGUACUGCAUCGAUCACGAGGCAGUCAAGAUCACAAUGCCAAAUGAGGCUAAAAAGUGGCUAUAUUAUAGGGAUGGCCAACAGCAAUUCAAGGUAUCCUUUGCCAUAUAUGCAGACUUCGAGAGUCUGCUAGUCCCGGUAGAAGAUGCAAGGGAUACCAAGACGGAAAGGCUAAGCAAGCAUGUACCAUGUGGCUGGUGCACCUAUAGUAUCUUUGCUUAUGGUGAUGUACUGGAUCCUUCAAAAGUCUAUAAGGGGGAGGACAGCGUCACCCGCUUCGUGAACCACCCAGAGAAUGAGGUAAAAAGACUAUAUUAUACCUACCCACAGCAACCCAUGACCAAACUAAUGGAGGUCCUAAAAAGGGAACAUGAUGAGGCCACGCACUGUCAUAUCUGCCUGAAACCCUUUGAUAACUAUGAGAAUAACCAGAAGUACAUCUCUUUUAAUGUCAAAAAUAAGGUACCCCUUGGAGGUAUGGCAUAUGGUGACGGGGAAAGGUACAAGACCAUAGAGAUACGGUUUAUCGAUAGUUGCCGAUUCAUGGCAUCAUCACCGAAAAAAUUGGCAAGCAACCUCAGCGAUGACCAGUGUAAAAAUCUUCGUUGGUUUUUUACCAAGGAUGACUUGUUUAAGCUCAUGCGCAGAAAGGGCGUGUACCCCUAUGAAUACAUGGAUGGAUGGCAGCGAUUUGAGGAGACAGAGUUACCUCUCAAGGAGGCCUUCUACAGCAAGCUUAAUAUGGAUGGGAUAAGCGAUGAGGAUUAUCAAUACGCUAAAAUGGUAUGGAAUUGUAUUACCCCAGGGAGUGAUGAUGUUACCAUGGGAGACUACCAGGAUGUGUACCUGACAACAGACGUCCUGCUAUUAGCUGCUAUUCUACUCUGCACCCGGGUUGGCCUGGAAGGCAGCCCUGAAAUUUACGGGUAUAACGCUAGAGCUUCUCACCGAUCCCGACAUGUUCCUGAUGUUCGAAAAAGGUAUCCGAGGAGGUAUAACUCAGGCCGUACACUGGUAUGCCAAAGCCAAUAA
Hydractinia symbiolongicarpus is the source of this 1551-nucleotide messenger RNA. RefSeq lists its product as uncharacterized. Lineage: Eukaryota; Metazoa; Cnidaria; Hydrozoa; Anthoathecata; Hydractiniidae. The record is from RefSeq and is a predicted model, not a curated record. The transcript is spliced from 3 exons. Bases 1 to 1551 code for a protein of 516 amino acids.